GGAUUUCACCCCCUAGUAACCCACCGAGGCUCCUUAAACUUUGCUAAAACCUCUGCGGGUCUCUCUCUUUCUCUCUCUCUGAUCAUCCACCUCGCGAUAGCUGCGAAAUCUGCUAGCUUAAUCUUCUCUGGUUCUUGAACCCCACCUCCCGAUUCCCGUCGGCCCUGUUCUUGAAUUUGGGUGUCGUGUCGGUUUGUGGGUUCUGAUCAGAUGGGCAGUCGGAGGAGGAACGCGGGGGAGAUCCGCAUUCAAGAUCCUCAGAAUCAGAGGGCAAGAUCGUUUAACAGGAAACCGCCUCUUGGCAGUAGGCAGCCCUCGGUACCUUCAUGGGAGAAGCAGUUCUGCCGCUCAGUUGGCUCGGUCCCGUGGAAGAAGCUUCUGGAAACCAAGAGGGUCAUGUACUUAUACGACAACGUAGUCAAGUGGAAUGAUUCUGCUGGUGAAGAGGCAUUCUGCAAUGCAAAGAAGCGGUUCUAUGCAGAGAUCAAUGGCCUUCCAUGUGAUAUAUCCCUGCCUGAUCCUGAUAAAUAUAUCGACAAGAUAGAUUGGAAUACUGAUGUUGACCCCAGGCUUCUCUUGGAGCUGGAGUGUGGGCGGGUCGGAAACAUGGAUGAGGAAGACAGAAGCGGGGAGGUCAUUUUCGGGGACGUGCUGUUGAACCAGACGUUUGGGUGCACAGGAUGGGGUGACACCGAGGAGGCAUUCCAGAAGAUUGCCAACAAGUUGUGCCCGGCUCCUGAGUUUAGGAACGCUGACCUGAAUACUGAUGGAAUGAAGAACUCUUGGGAACAGUGUUCUCCCCCGAGCAACAUUCCCGAUAAAGCCAGUGGCUGGGACAACCAUUGGAAUGAUAAUCGCUGGAAUGACAACAGUUGGAAUGAUGAUCACUGGAAUAACAACAAUUGGAACGACAAUCACUGGAAUGACAACUAUUGGAACAGCAAUGACUGGAACAACGAUGAGGGGAACGACAAUCACUGGAAUGACUGCAAGUGGAACAACUGGAACAGCAACCAUCGUCAAGUGGGAAAUGCUGGAGAUCAGGAAGGAAUGUGGGAUUGGAAUAAUCGGCGCAAGAGAGAGGUCAGUGGUGGCUACAUGUCCAGGUAUAAGAUAUCAAGAUUCCAUGGCGGCGACAGUCACACACAUCGCAGAUGGAGGAAUGCAAGAGGAAUGAGGAGGGAUAACUUGGCGUAUCAGCAGUCACCAUGGAUUGGGACCCAUUAAUCGGGUUCGUCAUGGAGUCCAUCCGAUCUGGAUGGAGCGGCGAGGGAGCUGGGAUUCAACGAUCAUUUUUUGUAGUAAGUUGUCGUGGCAUUAAUACAUACAUGUAGGAAACAAACAUAAGAAGGCUGUUAUGGAAUAUGCUGCUAUGGUUCGGUAGUACAUAUAUAGUUAAAUGCCACCAUGGUAGUGAAGAGGGAUGCGAGUCUUUGUAUAGAAGAUUGGUUAAGCGUGAAAUUGUCAUUUGUUUGCUUGGAUAAGUAUUUCGACUCUUAUAUGCUAUCGAUGGAAGUAAAACAAAAAAAAAAAAAGCCCAGCUGUUCACUUUCUUGCC
Molecule: messenger RNA, 1558 nt
Organism: Punica granatum (pomegranate)
Lineage: Eukaryota; Viridiplantae; Streptophyta; Magnoliopsida; Myrtales; Lythraceae
Source: RefSeq, a predicted model, not a curated record